AUGGGUCGUGAUGUUGUUGCUUGCAUUUUCAAGGUUAGGCAGAAAUGGUCGGGUCACUUUGUGGAUUCAGAUGGGGCGUCAGGUGAUUUGGGCAUUUUGUGGAAUCCUUUGGCUGUUCAUGUGGAAGUUGUGUCAAGCUCUAAGUAUUGGCAAAUGGUUAAGGUGAUCUCGAAGACUAUGAAUUUCUCUUGCUUUCUUGUUAAUGUCUAUGGGCCGACUCUGGUUAUAGAGAAGUGUAAAUUAUGGGAGGAUGUCUCCAGGAGCCUUGAGGAAGUGAGGCCCCUUUUAGCCAUCAUGGCUAGAGAUUUCAAUGCCACCCUCUCUUCUUCUGAGAAGCAUGGAGGGGUGAGGAGAUUGAGUCGUUCACAUCUGGAUUUCCAAUCCUUUGUUAAUGACAAUGUUUUUCUAGAAGUGGUUGCUAAAGGAGGGGAUUUCACUUGGACUAAUAGGCACAGAGGUAUUUCCAAUAUUGCUGAGAAAUUGGAUAGAUUCUUCCUUGCAAGAGAUUGGAGUGUUGCCUCUAUUGUUUUUGAGGCUAAGGUACUUGCCAUCUCAAGGGAGGUGUUUGGUAAUAUUUUUGAUGAGAAGAGAAGACUCGAAAGUGAACUGGGGGCCUUGAAUGCUAAAGUCAUGGCAGAUGGUAUGGAUGAAGUGGAUUCCCUAACGGAGAAAGACCUUCUUAGUAGGUAUGGAGAAUUUUUGCAAUCAGAGGAGAUCUAUUGGAAACAGAAGUCGUGGGUUAAUUGGUUGAGAGAGGGUGACAUAAAUACAAAAUUAUUUCAUAGUUCGGUGAAAGCAAGGCGAAGUCUUAACAGAAUUCUUUCUUUGAGGCUUGAGGAUAGUUCAAUUAUUGAAGACCCAGAUAGUAUAGUUUCAAGGGAGGACAACUCCAUGCUAGAGGAGCCUGUUUCUCUAAAGGAAGUUAAAGUCGUGGUGUUUGGGUUGGGUGGGGAGAAGGCACCAGGCCUAGAUGGGUUUCAAGCAUUCUUUUUCCAAUCCUUCUGGGAGGUGCUUGGAGAGGAGUUGCUUGCUAUGGUUGAAGAGUCUAGAUCCAGAGGCUUUGUUUUGAAGGAAUUCAACUGUACGAUGGUGGUGCUCAUUCCUAAAAAGGCCAAGCCGGCUGGGAUGGAGGAGUUUCAUCCUAUUUCAUUGUGCAAUACCAUCUAA
Cryptomeria japonica (Japanese cedar) is the source of this 1167-nucleotide messenger RNA. RefSeq lists its product as uncharacterized. NCBI's taxonomy places the organism in Eukaryota, Viridiplantae, Streptophyta, Pinopsida, Cupressales, Cupressaceae. Bases 1 to 1167 code for a protein of 388 amino acids. The transcript has 3 exons. The record is from RefSeq and is a predicted model, not a curated record.